GUGUGGGCAUUCUUGUGGUAGGCAUUGGUAGUCAGCCCACCUGCAGUGAUGGGCUUAGGAAAGGGAGUACCCUUCUGGGUACUAAUGUGCAUGGUAUCAGUUGUUCAUGGGAAUGGAGAAAUGGGGGAAAUGAGGCAAAUGGGACAAAUGAAAGAAAUGGGGUCGAUCAGCCAAAUGGGGCAGAUGAAAGAAACGGGGUCGAUCAGCCAAAUGGGACAGAUGAAAGAAACGGGGUCGAUCAGCCAAAUGGGACAGAUGAAAGAAACGGGGUCGAUCAGCCAAAUGGGACAGAUGAAAGAAACGGGGUCGAUCAGCCAAAUGGGACAGAUGGAAGAAACAGGGUCGAUCAGCCAAAUGGGACAGAUGAAAGAAACGGGGUCGAUCAGCCAAAUGGGACAGAUGAAAGAAACAGGGUCGAUCAGCCAAAUGGGACAGAUGAAAGAAAUGGGACAGAUUAGCCAAACAGGACAGAUGGUAGAAACAGGGUCGAUCAGCCAAAUGGGACAGAUGAAAGAAACAGGGUCGAUCAGCCAAAUGGGACAGAUGAAAGAAAUGGGACAGAUUAGCCAAACAGGACAGAUGGAAGAAACAGGGUCAAUCAGCCAAAUGGGACAGAUGAAAGAAAUGGGACAGAUUAGCCAAACAGGACAGAUGGAAGAAACAGGGUCGAUCAGUCAAACAGGACAGAUGAAAGAAACGGGGUCGAUCAGCCAAAUGGGACAGAUGAAAGAAACAGAAUCGAUCAGCCAAAUGGGACAGAUGAAAGAAACAGAGUCGAUCAGCCAAAUGGGACAGAUGAAAGAAAUGGGACAGAUUAGCCAAACAGGACAGAUGGAAGAAACAGGGUCGAUCAGCCAAACAGGACAGAUGAAAGAAACGGGGUCGAUCAGCCAAAUGGGACAGAUGAAAGAAACAGAAUCGAUCAGCCAAAUGGGACAGAUGAAAGAAACAGAGUCGAUCAGCCAAAUGGGACAGAUUAGCCAAACAGGGCAGAUGGAAGAAAAGGGAGAUGUUCAAGUAUCGGGAGAGAUGAAAGAAACAGGACAAAUGAGCCAAAAGGGACAGGUUGAAGAAAUGGGGCAGAUGGAAGAAAAGGGAGAUGUUCAAGUAUCGGGAGAGAUGAAAGAAACAGGACAAAUGAGCCAAAAGGGACAGGUUGAAGAAAUGGGGCAGAUGGAAGAAAAGGGAGAUGUUCAAGUAUCGGGAGAGAUGAAAGAAACAGGACAAAUGAGCCAAAAGGGACAGGUUGAAGAAAUGGGGCAGAUGGAAGAAAAGGGAGAGAUGGAAGAAAUGGGACAAAUGAGCAACAUUGGACAGAUGGAACAAAAACAGACAGAUGGUGGUCAGCAAUCUUCCAGAAUCCCAAUUGUGCCUACAGUGAUAGCUGUCAGCCCAGCUCACAAUGGUCGAGUAUGCAGCACUUGGGGAAAUUACCAUUUCAAAACAUUUGAUGGAGAUAUUUUUCAGCUGCCAACCACUUGUAACUACCUCCUUGUUUCUCACUGCAAAAGUAACUAUGAAGAUUUUAACAUCCAGUUAAGGAGAACAGUGGAGAAUAACCAGCCAACCCUUGGAAAGGUGACAAUGAAGCUGGAUGGAAGCGUCAUUGAACUUACAAAAGAUGGCGUAUCAGUCAAUGGGGAAAUGGCUAACCUACCCCUCAGCCAAGCUGGGAUCUUAAUAUCAGAAAGCAGCACCUACAUCAAAAUCACUAGCAAGAUGGGCUUAGUAUUUCAGUGGAACAAAGAUGAUGCUUUAUUGCUGGAAAUUGAUGAAAAAUAUGUGAACCAGACCUGUGGUCUUUGUGGCGACUUCAACCACAUCCAGAUCUAUGAUGAAUUCAUUAUGAAUGGUGUGAAAAUAGAACCCCAAGAUUUCGGACGUAAUUGGAAGAUAAGCGGCCCAACAGAAACCUGCACAGAGCCAACACCUUCAUCUAACAAUAAUUGUGAAACCUAUAGAGCUGCCUGCGAGGAUUACCUCUCUGACAAUGCUUUGGCCAGCUGCAAUGACCUAGUACCCAUCAAUGACUUUGUCGAUGCCUGCAUCCAAGACAUGUGCGACUGUGAUGAGUCUGAUGAUUCCUCUUGUGUAUGUAACACUAUCUCAGAGUACUCCAGACAGUGUGCCCAUGCUGGUGGUCAGCCCAUGAACUGGCGGAGGAAUGAUUUUUGCAAUAAGAAAUGUCCCCUCAACCUGGAAUAUAUAGAAUGUGGUGUUCCUUGUGCAGACACCUGCUCCAAUUCUGACCAGAGUGCACUUUGUGAAGACCACUGCAUUGAUGGCUGUUUCUGUCCAAAUGGGACUGUCUUGGAUGACAUCACACAGAGUGGCUGCAUCCCACUUCAGCAGUGCUCCUGCACCUACAACAACAAAACAUUUGCUGCUGGAGAGUCCUAUUCCACCAACUGUCAGAAGUGCACAUGCUCUGGAGGACAGUGGACAUGUAUAGACCUGGAUUGUCCUGGGAGAUGCUCGGUUGAGGGAGGUUCGCACAUCACGUCUUAUGACGGACUGCAAUUCACCUUUCAUGGAGACUGCACCUACAUCCUUUCUCAGAACAUCAACAGUGAUGACUUUGUGGUGCUUGGGGAAAUUCUUAAAUGUGGACUGUCAGACUCGGAAACAUGCCUAAAGAGUGUGUCACUCAUCAUAAAAGGAGGAAGUAAAGUGAUCAUACCAAGUGGAGAAGUGCUUGUAGACUCAAUCAGCUCUCAGCUGCCAUUCAACACACCUGAGGUGACCAUAUUCCGUCCUUCCACCUUCUACAUUAUUAUGGAGACUUCAUUUAGGGUCCAGGUAAAAGUGCAGCUUGUACCCUUAAUGCAGGUCUAUCUUAAUACUGACACCUCUCUCAAGGGACAGACAUCUGGCAUCUGUGGUAAUUUUAACAAUAUUCAAGGGGACGAUUUCAAGGCUGAACAUGGGGCACUUGAAGGAACUGCUGCUUCAUUCUGCAACAGCUGGAAGACACAGGGAAGCUGCAGUGACAUGAAAGACCUCUAUGACAAUCCUUGCGCUCUUAGCAUUGAAAACGAGAACUAUGCUCAGCACUGGUGCUCUCUUCUGUCUCUUCCAACUGGGCCAUUUGCAGAUUGCCACUCUGUGGUUCAACCUGAUCCCUACCAAAAGAACUGUCUGUAUGAUACCUGCAGUGGUUCAGAUAGUGAGAACAGCAUGUGCGCUUCCAUCUCUGCAUAUGUAAGGAUCUGUGCCUUCAAGGGGAUCCAAAUGGAUGGUUGGAGAGACAACAUGUGUGACAAAUAUUCCAAAAACUGUCCCAGCACAAUGACUUUUAGCUACAGUAUGACCAGCUGUAAUCGUACCUGCCGUUCUAUCAGCGAGCCUGACUUGACCUGUAGAGUUGACUUUACAUCAGUGGAUGGUUGUGGAUGUUCUGAGGGAACCUAUAUGGAUGACAGUGGCAAGUGUGUUGAGCAGAGUGCCUGUCCCUGCUACCUCAAUGGCGUUGUGGUGAAACCUGAAGAGGUCAUAACCAAGGAUGGGGCAAGCUGCACCUGUAGGCAAGGAAAUAUGAACUGCAUUGGACGUCAGCCAGUAGUGCAAACCUGCAAUGAUCCAAUGGUAUUCCUUGAUUGUUCUCAAGUGAAAUUAGGAACCCAAGGAUCAGAAUGUCAAAAGAGCUGUCAGACUCUAAACAAGCCCUGUUAUAGCACAGUGUGUGUCUCAGGAUGCGUAUGUCCAGAGGGUCUUGUCUCUGAUGGGAAUGGAGGGUGUGUCUCUGAAGACCAGUGCCCAUGCAUGCACAAUGGAGCUUCAUAUAACCCUGGAGACACGAUCAAAGUGGACUGCAACACUUGCACCUGCAAUAACAGAAUAUGGAACUGCACGGAAGAACAAUGCCAGGGUACUUGUGCAAUCUAUGGUGACGGACAUUACAUUACAUUUGAUGGAAAAAGGUUUAACUUUAAUGGAGACUGCGAGUAUACUCUGACUCAGGACUACUGCAGUCAAAAUGAAGGGACCUUCAGGAUGAUCACUGAAAAUAUCCCAUGUGGCACCACUGGCACUACCUGCUCCAAGUCCAUCAAGAUUUUCCUGGGGAACAAUGAGCUGAAGCUUUCGGAUGGUCAUUUUGAAGUGCUUCAACGAGAACCAAAACAGGAAGUGCCCUAUAAAGUCCGUAUCAUGGGCAUAUACCUGAUCAUUGAGGCCAAUAAUGGUUUAACACUUAUGUGGGACCGGAAAACCAGCAUGUUUAUCAAACUCAGCCCUUCUUUUAAGGGAAAUGUCUGUGGUCUUUGUGGAAACUAUGAUGGAGAUGUAAACAAUGACUUUACCACCCGAAGUCAGUCAGUUGUAGUGAGUGUUCUGGAGUUUGGAAACAGCUGGAAAGCAUCCCCCAGCUGCCCAGAUGCCCAAGAUUCUAAAGAUCCCUGCACUAGCAACCCAUACAGACAGUCUUGGGCACAGAAGCAGUGCAGCAUCAUCCAAAGCCAAGUGUUUACAGACUGUCAUCCUCAGGUUGACCCAAGCCCAUUCCAUGAUGCCUGUGUAAGUGAUUCCUGUGCUUGUGACACUGGUGGAGACUGUGAAUGUUUCUGUACAGCAGUAGCCUCCUACGCCAAAGCCUGUAAUGAUGCGGGUAUAUGCGUUGUCUGGAGAAGCCCAGAAAUUUGCCCACUGUUUUGUGAUUACUACAACGCCCCCGAUGGCUGUGAGUGGCACUACAAGCCCUGUGGAGCACCAUGUAUGAAGACCUGCAGGAAUCCUACUGAACAGUGUUCUGACCAGAUCACAGGGCUAGAAGGCUGUUAUCCAAAAUGUCCUCCAAAUGAACCAAUCUUUGAUGAGGACUCCAUGAAGUGUGUCCCCCUAGAGCAAUGUGGUUGUUUUGAUGACGAUGAUGGCAAACACUACAUGAAUGGUGAUAUUGUCCCAACUAAAGACAACUGCCAAACAUGCAAAUGUGCAUCCACUACUGUUCAAUGCUCCUAUGAUGCUACAGCAUGCUACUGCACAUACAACGGAAAUAACUACCCUUACAGUUCGACUGUGUACCAUACAACAGACGGCAUUGGAAGCUGUAUUACUGCUGUUUGUGGAGUGAAUGGAACAAUCGACAGAGAGAUUUACAGUUGUGCUUCAACAACCACCCCAGUGCCUUCUCCAGUGCCCACAACAGUUUUCAACUUUACAUCUCCAGUGCCAUCUAGACCACCUGUCACUUCAUCUUCCACUGAAGGCCCCAGUCCAACUCAACCAAUUGUCACUUCAUCUACUCAGGAAGUGCCCACUCCAGCAAAACCAUUCACCUCAACCACUGGAACUCCAGGAACUACUGCAGCCAGUCCACCAGUCCCUUCAUCUACGAAAGAGUUUCCUGGUACAACACAGCCAACUCUCACUUCAUCAACCACUGAGUCUCCUGUGCCAACACAGCCAUCUGUUUCCUCAUCUACAGAAGGGGUUCCUUCUUCAACUGGACCAUUUGUCACCUCAUCUACCAAGAAAGUUCUUCCUACCACGCAGCCAUCUCUCACUUCCAAAUCUUCUACAGCCACAACGGCAGCAAAAUGCACCCCAGAAUGCAAAUAUACCUCUUGGAUUAAUUCCUUUUACCCUGAUUUUGGCUCCACUGGUGAUUUGGAAACAAUAACCAACAUUAAGCAGAAAGGUUAUGAUAUUUGCCAAAGCCCCAGAGAAAUUCAGUGCAGAGCUGUGGAACUUCCUGAAGUUGCGUUAUCUGAAAUAGGACAAAUCGUAACCUGUAAUUUGAAUGAAGGUCUUAUUUGUAAAAACAAUGACCAACCAGAUGAUGUAAAGCUCUGUUAUGACUAUGAAGUCAGAUUCUUGUGCUGCGAAGGCUGUGAAGAGGAAACAAUGUCCACCACCUCUUCAGCUACCACAAAGCCAACACCCUCAACCCAAACAAGUGCAAUUGUGUCCACAGGAGAAGUUACUAAAACAAUUCAGCCAUCGCUUCCUCCGUCUACCAAGGAAGUUACUACUGCAGUCAAACCACCUGUCCCUUCAUCAACAAAGGAGUUUCCUGGUACAACACAGCCAACUCUCACUUCAUCAACCACUGAGUCUCCUAUACAAACACAACCAUCUGUUUCUUCAUCUACCCAAGAGGUUCCUUCUUCAACUGGACCAUUUGUCACCUCAUCUACCAAGAAAGUUCUUCCUACCACGCAGCCAUCUCUCACUUCCAAAUCUUCUACAGCCACAACGGCAGCAAAAUGCACCCCAGAAUGCAAAUAUACCUCUUGGAUUAAUUCCUUUUACCCUGAUUUUGGCUCCACUGGUGAUUUGGAAACAAUAACCAACAUUAAGCAGAAAGGUUAUGAUAUUUGCCAAAGCCCCAGAGAAAUUCAGUGCAGAGCUGUGGAACUUCCUGAAGUUGCGUUAUCUGAAAUAGGACAAAUCGUAACCUGUAAUUUGAAUGAAGGUCUUAUUUGUAAAAACAAUGACCAACCAGAUGAUGUAAAGCUCUGUUAUGACUAUGAAGUCAGAUUCUUGUGCUGCGAAGGCUGUGAAGAGGAAACAAUGUCCACCACCUCUUCAGCUACCACAAAGCCAACACCCUCAACCCAAACAAGUGCAAUUGUGUCCACAGGAGAAGUUACUAAAACAAUUCAGCCAUCGCUUCCUCCGUCUACCAAGGAAGUUACUACUGCAGUCAAACCACCUGUCCCUUCAUCAACAAAGGAGUUUCCUGGUACAACACAGCCAACUCUCACUUCAUCAACCACUGAGUCUCCAGUGCCAACACAGCCAUCUGUUUCCUCGUCAACAAAGGAGGUUUCCAAAACAACUGGACCACCUGUAACUUCAUCUUCCACUGAAGUCCCUAGCCCAACACAACCAGUUGUCACUUCAUCUACUCAGGAGGUGCCCACUCCAUCACAACCAUUUACCCCAACCAUUGGGACUCCAGGAACUACUGCAGCUAGGCCACCUGUCCCUUCAUCUACAAAAGAGUUCCCUGGGACAACUCAACCAAGUCUCACAUCACCAAGAACGGAGUCGCCUGUACCAACACAGCCAUCUGUUUCUUUAUCUACAAAGGAAGUUUCUUCUUCAUCAGGACCACCUGUCACUUCAUCUUCCACUGAAGGCCCCAGUCCAACUCAACCAAUUGUCACUUCAUCUACUCAGGAAGUGCCCACUCCAGCAAAACAAUUCACCUCAACUACUAGGAUUCCUGGAACUACUGCAGCCAGUCCACCAGUCCCUUCAUCUACGAAAGAGUUUCCUGGUACAACACAGCCUACUCUCACUUCAUCAACCACUGAGUCUCCUGUGCCAACACAGCCAUCUGUUUCCUCAUCUACAGAAGGGGUUUCCAUCCCAACUGAACCAUCUGUAACCUCAUCUUCAACUGAAGCCCCCAGUCCAACUCAGCCAAUUGUCACUUCAUCUACUCAGGAAGUGCCCACUCCAUCACAACCAUUUACCUCAACCAUUGGGUCUCCAGGAACUAUUGCAGCUAGGCCACCUGUCCCUUCAUCUACAAAAGAGUUCCCUGGAUCAACUCAACCAAGUCUCACAUCACCAAGAACGGAGUCGCCUGUACCAACACAGCCAUCUGUUUCUUUAUCUACAAAGGAAGUUUCUUCUUCAUCAGGACCACCUGUCACUUCAUCUUCCACUGAAGGCCCCAGUCCAACUCAACCAAUUGUCACUUCAUCUACUCAGGAAGUGCCCACUCCAGCAAAACAAUUCACCUCAACUACUAGGAUUCCUGGAACUACUGCAGCCAGUCCACCAGUCCCUUCAUCUACGAAAGAGUUUCCUGGUACAACACAGCCUACUCUCACUUCAUCAACCACUGAGUCUCCUGUGCCAACACAGCCAUCUGUUUCCUCAUCUACAGAAGGGGUUUCCAUCCCAACUGAACCAUCUGUAACCUCAUCUUCAACUGAAGCCCCCAGUCCAACUCAGCCAAUUGUCACUUCAUCUACUCAGGAAGUGCCCACUCCAUCACAACCAUUUACCUCAACCAUUGGGUCUCCAGGAACUACUGCAGCUAGGCCACCUGUCCCUUCAUCUACAAAAGAGUUCCCUGGAUCAACUCAACCAAGUCUCACAUCACCAAGAACGGAGUCGCCUGUACCAACACAGCCAUCUGUUUCUUUAUCUACAAAGGAAGUUUCCACUCCAUCCAGAACUACUGCAGCAAUUCCACCUGUCCCUUCAUCAACAAAAGAGUUUACUGGUACAAGUCAACCAACUCUUACUUCGUCAUCCACUGUGUCUCCUGUGACAACACAGCCAUCUGUUUCUUCAUCUACAAAGGGAGUUUCCAUUCCAACUGGGCCAACUGUCACCUCAUCGGUAGCAAGGCAGCCUGUCACUACAUCUGCCAGUCAGGCUCCUGUUCCUACUGUGCCUACUGGAAUUUCAUCUACUGCUAAAACAUGCUUCUGUGAAGUGCAAUUGUAUACAACACCACAGAUGCAGAUGGCUGGUGUUAUACAGCAGUUUGCGAACAAAACUGUGAGAUAA
Erpetoichthys calabaricus (reedfish) is the source of this 8475-nucleotide messenger RNA. RefSeq names its product mucin-5B-like. NCBI's taxonomy places the organism in Eukaryota, Metazoa, Chordata, Cladistia, Polypteriformes, Polypteridae. Gene Ontology annotation, cellular component: extracellular matrix. Gene Ontology annotation, molecular function: protein binding. The transcript is spliced from 35 exons. The record is from RefSeq and is a predicted model, not a curated record. The coding region runs from base 49 to 8475 and encodes 2808 amino acids.